Messenger RNA from Punctularia strigosozonata HHB-11173 SS5, 3325 nucleotides. RefSeq lists its product as uncharacterized. NCBI's taxonomy places the organism in Eukaryota, Fungi, Basidiomycota, Agaricomycetes, Corticiales, Punctulariaceae. The transcript is spliced from 19 exons. The record is from RefSeq and is a predicted model, not a curated record. The coding region runs from base 1 to 3042 and encodes 1013 amino acids.
AUGUCUUUGUCCCCCACGGAGGGCUCAAACUCGACAGCCGUGACCUCUACGUCCUCCGUUUCCUCGUUCUCGACCGCUUCCUUAUCGUCUUCCAUGUCCAUGUCCUCGUCCUCCUCCAAUUCUUCCUCUGCUCUUCAUUCGUCCGCUUCAUCCUCACCUUCCUCAAUGCCCGAUCCUACGACCUUAAGCUCAAUAUCUGACGACCCUCCUCCCUCUUCCACCAUAGACUCGUCGCAGGCUAGCGACCCCACCUCCUCUGCCUCCGACCCCACGUCGAGCACGACAACGGAGACGACCUCUUCUACUUCUGUCUCUACGGGGCCCAGUGGGACGGCGACAGGUCCAACGAACACCGAUACAAAUACUGCCACCAACACCAACACCGAUACAUUAACUACCCCAACGGAUACGGCCACAACUUCCACCACCGGUACUGAUACCGGCACAGCGACAUUCACCGGUUCAGGCCCAACAUCUAGUACCUCGGGCGUAACCUCGGCUCCCAGCACUUCCAGCUCAAGCCUGGUCGUCUCGUCCCAGACAAGCGUCUCCACUACCGUCUUCGUCACUACGAAUGCCCAGGGUCGAGCGACUACCGUGACUGAGCAAUCCACCCAAAUUGUUUUAUCUACGCAAACGGCAAGCAGCAGCAACAACUCCGGAGGAUCCUCCGACACCGGAGCCAUCGUGGGCGGCGUUGUCGGUGGAGUAGCUGCGAUCCUGCUUGCCCUGCUGCUUCUCUGGUGGCUGCGCCGCAGACGCUCCAAAGAUAACUUUGACGGCAAUUUCGACCCUGACCGUGUGGUUCGGCACUCGGGCGGCGCUAACCUCGACCUCGGCGAGGCUGCUCAAGUCGAACCGUACACCCUCGGCGUUGGUGGCAACACGAACACGUCUCCGAGCGCAACAAGCGCCGGUUUCGCGGGCAUGGGCGCCGGGGCCGGUGCGGAAAUGACCCAGUAUGGCGACCAACGGACCUCACUGGCUCAUUCACAUUCGAUGACCUCUGCCUCGCAUUCUGGAUCCGGACCCAGCCAGGGCUAUGCACCUGCCGCGGCCGCCGGCUACUAUGGAGGUUCUAGCACGAGCCAGAGCGGCAGUCAUCCCAUGAGCGCCAAAGAGCGUGAAGCACAACGGCUACGGGUCGCAAACGACACUUCUGGCCAAUCCGCAGGCGGUCCUAGUGGGGUUUAUGUCCAUUCCGACGGUGGACGCAUUCCGGAGGAAGUAGAGCAAUCUCCACCCAACGAGAUUCCGCCGACGCAUCACUCUGAUUCCCCCUCCCCCUCCAUUCACGACACCCUCCCAGGUGUCGUCCAGUUCCACGUCGACAUCGACAGACGUGCCGUCGUCUUCUACCACGACGAGCGAGACCACGUCUACAACGGACACUUCAUCUACUUCGAUUUCUACCACGGAUACCACCAGCUCGACGUCAACCUCCACCUCGACCUCCGACACGUCCACGUCUACUUCGUCAACGACCUCCACAUCCAGUACCACGUCGACGACAUCAACGUCCACAACAUCGUCGAGCACCACCAGCACCACCAGCUCGUCCACUACAAUGGCGUGGCGGUCACGAUCACUGUGGUCACACAGACCACGCCCUCGAGCUCCGCGACCAGUGCAGUAGCGAGAAAGAGCACCACGUUCUUCCACAACACCGGCGCCGUCGCGGGAACGUUUUCCGCCGUAGGGGUCAUAGCACUCGUGAUCUUCGCGUAUAUUGUCACAAUGGCCAUCCGGAGACGACGCGCGAGGAGGUUUGAUGAAGAAGUUGACGAGGCUGCCCGUCGAGCCUAUCAGGAGGCGGAGGCCACCAAGGCCAACAUCGACUAUCGAUACAUGGACGACGACGAUGCCUAUCCUCACGGUGGAGUAGGCGCUGGAGGCAGAAUGUACGGCGGGGACGAACCCUACAAUCAGUUUGGCUCAGGCUACGGAACGUCGUCGUAUGGCACUAGCGGAGAUAAGCAUGAUGCAUUCAGUCAUACAACGGACACCACCCACGGUACCAUGGCACAACCACCUAUGAUGGCCGAUCAUUAUGUUCCGCCCGUUCCGGUCAUGGGCGGGUACGAGAGUUAUGGCAUGCAGGAUUUGAAUCACGCACCGGGCGUCUACAAUACUGGCGCUCCAGCGUUUGAUCCCUACGCAGCCGCAAGCAUGGAUCUGUCAGCAGUGCCGCCGGGACCCGGAGGGGCUGCGGGUAUUGGUGCGGGAGCUGCUGCAGUCGCUAGGCAAAAGAGCAUGCGCGAGCAGGGUCGUCAAAGUGUUCAGCCACACCAUGCCUUUGCUGGCCCUACGAUGCCAUCGCCGUUCACCGACGCAUCUCAUGAAUUAUUGAUGGCUGCCGGUCUUGCCGACUCGUCUUCGGCAGCUGCUACGUCGCUCGCGCGGAACCCAUCCCAACAACUCCUACGAUCCAAGUCGAGCAAGUCUAAUCCGUUGUCGACGUCCACUUCUGGCGCUUCCGACGAAGACGGUGUUUACCGAAACGUCAAUCGUACCCCAUCCAAUCCUGGGCUCCUGCGCCAGAAAUCGACGACCACCAUGCUCCCCUCCUACUCGGAGUCGGUUCCUCCACCUCAGAAUGCUCGUUCUCGUCGAUCUUCAAACCCCCUGCAGCCGCAGCCAAGUGAUGCCUCGCCGCCGCCGCAACCGCAGGAAAGCUACGCGUCUCACUAUGCUAGCGACUCGCAACACCCGGCCGCCGGAAGUGGCAAACCUCGAAGCAGGCCCAACUCCCUGGUGCUGGAUACAGCCCUUGCCGCCCCGACGAAACGCAACUCGCAACUGAUGCCUGAUUCGGGUAACCCGUACGGGGGCUACGCGACGCCGACGCCCCUUCCACGCGAGCACACGCAGAACUCGUCGCCAAGUCCUCGGAGCAGCGAUGACGACGCUAACUCUCCAAGGGGAUUGGAUCCACCCACGCCCGGUUACGCCGACGGAGAUCCCAGCCGUCUCAGCUUGCAGGAUGCAGAUGACUACGGCUUCGGCGGGGGCAAGCGUGUACUCAGGGUUGCCAACGAAUAAGCCUUCAAAUAUUUGCCCCCGCAGUCGGGACUGCGUCCCUUUAUACAGUUCUCAUUCCCUUCCGAUUGCUGUGUCCGAACGAACUGUUGUCUUCUCAUGUUCUUUGAAUCCGCGCUGCGGACGAUCCGACCCAUUUCGUUCUUUGCUCCUGUAGUGUGUCGAGUUGAUGCGCUGUGGUUUUUAUUGCUAAUUAGGGUUGUUGCGACGGCAAUGUCAUUCGCGUUUUCAUAUGGCGCUCGGUGAAUCAUGGUGAUUAAGGUAGAAUGACAUGUGCGUUGCCGUU